AGUUUUGGCCUUUUUCUUACAGUUAACAUGUAAAUUAUCACCUUCCCACUGGUUUACUUGCAUUCUGUGAUUUAUUUUACAAACUGUAAAAUAAAAAUGUUUUUUUAAUGACGUUAAAAUUUUUCGUCAGAUUUUAAAAAUAUUUAUUCAUUUUUAAAUAGUGUCAGGCAUUUUUUCAUUUGUACAUAUUUUGGUAUUUUGUGUAUUUGCCAUAAGGCACGGAUGUGAUCCCAUACAGCUCUGAUGUGCGUCAUGGCGCACAGCUUGGACUCAACCUGUUUUUAUGAGCAAACAGAAGAACAGGGUAUGAAGGUUUUCCUCUUUCUGAUGGUUCCUUCUGAAGCAGUGAGAGCAGCUUCUGGCUGUGAAUGAGUGAAAGCUCUCCCCGGUUCUGUGCGCAGCUGCGUGACGGAGUCCAAACACCUCCUCACCUCCAGUUCAGCUCUGAAGCUUCACUGUUCUUGUCCAGGUCUGUAGCCAUGGAGAGGUUCGUGUGCGCGUUGAUCCUCCUGCUCGCUGCUCUGCUGUGUCUCGGUACCGGUCAGCACCACGUCGGACCGUGGAGACACCGGAUCCAGUGGGAGAAUAACGGGCAGGUGUACAGUCUACUGAGCACCGGGACUCAGUACCGGUUACCGGCGCAGACCAGAAGACGCACCGAGCUGCUGCUGACCACAAAGAACAACUUUAACCAGAUUCACUCUCCGGUUCCGCCCAGCAGAUCCAGCAGAACCAGAACCGUGGAGCUCCGGGACGCAGCCGGUAGAAUCUCUCAGCAGAACGACCACAUCCAGACGGACUCGUCGGUUCUCGGUCCGGACGCCGGUCAGUAUUUACUGGCUGCGGGACGUCCAGGUGCACCGAGCCCCGGAACCACCGGAGGAUUCCGCGCAUACCGGGAACCGUCUAACGGCAGCGCGGCCGCGUUCACCGGUAUCCAGGAGUUCUCGGGUAACGGAGUUCCUCGGGGAGGCCGGAGCACACCGGGACAGGGUGCGCAGCGGACCGGCACGUUACCGGUCAGAUCAGCGGACUUUACGCACAGCAGGAUCCGGUCUGACGGCUCCGGUCCACCGGCUCGGCCUCCUGCUGCACCCGACCGGGUCUCCACGGCGGAGGAAAACGGGAACACCGGCAGAGGAGACGCUCCCGGUACGCAAAGGCUGCAGAGAGCGCAGUCCCUGAGCAGAGGCGCACCGGAGCCCGGAGUUCCUCCAACAGCUGCUUCCAGUAACUCUGUAGAAAUCCACUUUCCUCCUCCAAACCCAGAUCCGGACGUGGCUGACCCCAGAGACCCUCACAGCAUCCACCACCGGAACUCUGUCUUCUACAACGUUUACCCUCCGGACCGCAGGAACCGGAUCUCUGCUCGUCCUCCACCGGGAACCGGCUACGGAACCAGGUUCUUCCACCACGGUCUCCCAGACCUGGUUCCUGAUCCGUACUACAUCCAGGCAGCCUCCUACAUCCAGAGAGUGCAGAUGUACGCACUCCGCUGUGCUGCCGAAGAAAACUGUCUCUCCAGGUCAGCGUACCAUUCGAGUGUGAGCGAUCUGGACUACAGAGUUCUGCUGAGGUUCCCACAGCGGGUGAAGAAUCAGGGAACGGCGGAUUUCCUCCCCGUGAAGCCCAGACAUGAGUGGGAGUGGCACAGCUGCCACCAACAUUUCCACAGCAUGGAGGCCUUCAGUAACUACGACCUGCUGGACGUCUCCUCCGGUCAGAAGGUCGCCGAAGGUCACAAAGCCAGUUUCUGUCUGGAGGACACGUCAUGUGACCCGGGAACUCGAAGACGAUUCGCCUGCACGGCUCACACACAGGGCCUCGGUCCUGGUUGCUAUGAUACGUAUCACGCCAACAUCGACUGUCAGUGGAUCGACAUCACCGACGUACCGCCUGGAAACUACAUACUGAAGGUGACGGUGAAUCCGUCUCAGCUGGUUCAGGAGUCAGAUUUCUCCAACAACGAGGUCCGGUGUGACGUCAGGUACACAGGAAGCUACGUCCAGACCAGAAACUGCAGGAUCACCGUGAGCUGACCUGACUGAAGACGUUGACAGACGUAUUUAAUUUUCCUGUCGAGCAGCUCUUUUACUGUUUCGCUGUUUGUAACCACAUAAAUUAAUCUUUAUAUUUAUGUCGAGUUUCAGCUACACUCUAAGAAAUAAGUCUGUAGAAUAAAAGACGAGAUACCAA
Messenger RNA from Acanthochromis polyacanthus (spiny chromis), 2196 nucleotides. It is a transcript of the gene loxl5a, whose product is annotated as lysyl oxidase-like 5a. Gene Ontology annotation, biological process: peptidyl-lysine oxidation. The transcript has 7 exons. Bases 369 to 2039 code for a protein of 556 amino acids. The record is from RefSeq and is a predicted model, not a curated record. Gene Ontology annotation, molecular function: protein-lysine 6-oxidase activity; copper ion binding. NCBI's taxonomy places the organism in Eukaryota, Metazoa, Chordata, Actinopteri, Pomacentridae.